Molecule: messenger RNA, 1179 nt
Organism: Manacus vitellinus (golden-collared manakin)
Lineage: Eukaryota; Metazoa; Chordata; Aves; Passeriformes; Pipridae
Gene: TXNIP
Product: thioredoxin interacting protein
Exons: 7
Biological process (GO): protein transport
Cellular component (GO): cytoplasm
Molecular function (GO): ubiquitin protein ligase binding
Source: RefSeq, a predicted model, not a curated record
CUUUGUGCCUGCGACUUGCCUGGCUCCCAGGCGGGUUUUCUUGCUCCAAGGGCGAUAAAGCCCCACAAGCUUUGCUUUUUGCGUCCCCGCGCUGCCCCAGCCAUGGUGAUGUUCAAGAAGGUGAAGAGCUUCGCGGUGCUCUUCAGCGAGCCCGACAAGAUCUACUGCAGCGGGGACAAGGUGGCCGGGCGCGUGGUCGUGGAGGUGGCCGAGGUGACCCGCGUCAACGCCGUCAAGGUGUUGGCGUGUGGGGUGGCCAAAGUGACCUGGGCCAAGGGCCCGGCCCAGUGCCGGCAGGAGAUGGAGUACCUGCGCUUCGAGGACGUGCUGGCACUGGAGGAGCAGCCCACGGAUGACGACGGCUCCGUCAUCCUGAGGCCUGGGAACAAGUACGAGUACAAGUUCGGCUUCGAGCUGCCCCAGGGGCCGCUGGGCACCACGUUCAAGGGGAAGUACGGCUGCGUGGAUUACUGGGUGAAGGCAUCCCUGGAGCGCCCUGCCUGCCCCACCCAGCAGGUCAAGAAACGCUUCGAGGUGAUGGAUCCCGUGGAUGUGAACACCCCGGAAUUGCUGUCCCCAGUUGCAGCCAAGAAGGAGAAGAAAGUGUCUUGUAUGUUCAUCCCGGACGGACGCGUGUCUGUCAGCGCCCAGAUCGACAGGAAAGGCUUCUGUGAAGGCGACGAGAUCUGCAUCAACGCGGACUUUGAGAACACGUGCUCGCGCAUCGUGGUGCCCAAGGCGGCCAUCGUGGCCAAGCACACCUACCUGGCCAACGGCCAGACCAAGGUCUUCUGCCAGAAGCUCUCCUGUGUCCGUGGCAACCACAUCAUCUCGGGCACCUCCGAGUCCUGGCGCGGCAAAACCAUCCGCGUGCGCAAGCUCAAACCCUCCAUCCUGGGCUGCAACAUCCUGCGUGUGGAGUAUUUCCUGCAGAUCUACGUCAGCGUCCCGGGCUCCAAGAAAAUCAUCCUGGAGCUGCCGCUGGUCAUUGGGAGCCGCUCGGGCAUCGGGAGCCGCAGCUCCAGCAUGGCCAGUCAGACCAGUUCCGAGAUGAGCUGGGUCGACCUGAACCUCCCGGAUGCUCCAGAGGCCCCCCCGUGCUAUCUGGACAUCGUUCCCGAGGAUCACCGGCUGGAGAGCCCCACCACUCCGCUCCUGGAUGAUCCCGACGGAUUCGAC